Molecule: messenger RNA, 1016 nt
Organism: Drosophila melanogaster (fruit fly)
Lineage: Eukaryota; Metazoa; Arthropoda; Insecta; Diptera; Drosophilidae
Exons: 3
Coding region: 93-944 (283 amino acids)
Molecular function (GO): GTP binding; GTPase activity
Source: RefSeq, marked reviewed
UGCAGCACUACAGCUGGCGCACGCUAUGCCUCACAUUAGAAUUUGUUUUGUUGCGGAAUUUAGGUACUGAAAAUAACUUACGACUCAUUAUCAUGCGGUUUGCCCAAAUAAUUGUGGGCCCGGCAGGCAGUGGCAAGUCGACGUACUGCAGCUUAAUGCAGCAAUAUGCGAUGGACUGCAAGAGAAAUGUUCAGGUGGUGAACCUCGAUCCGGCGGCAGAGCACUUCACCUACAACCCGCUGACGGACAUUCGCGAUCUAAUCCACCUGGACGAUGCCAUGGAGGACGAAGAGCUGCACUACGGACCGAACGGCGGCCUCAUCUUCUGCCUGGAGUUCUUGAUCGAGAACCAGGAAUGGCUGAAGGAACAGCUCUGCGGCGGCGAGAACGAGCUGAUGGUGGGCGAGCCGGAUGAUGACUACAUCCUGUUCGACAUGCCCGGCCAGAUCGAGCUCUUCACUCACCUAAAGAUGGGCAGACAGCUGGUGGAACUGCUCGAGUCCUGGAACUUCCGCACAUGCGUCGUCUUCUGCUUGGACUCGCAGUUCAUGGUGGACGGGGCCAAGUUCAUUUCCGGCACCAUGGCCGCGCUCAGUGUGAUGGCCAACAUGGAGCAGCCGCACAUCAAUGUGCUGACCAAAGUGGAUCUGCUGAGCAGCGAUGCGCGGAAACAGCUGGAGAUGUACCUGGAACCGGAUGCCCACAGUCUGAUGGGCGAGCUGACCAUCGGGACUGGUUUUGGCGAGAAAUACGCAAAGCUUACGCAGGCUAUUGGCGCGCUAAUUGAGGAUUUCAGUUUGGUGAGAUUUUUCCCGUUGGAUUCCCAGGACGAGGAGAGCGUGGGCGAUCUUCUGCUACAAAUUGACAGUAUCUUGCAGUACGGCGAGGAUGCAGACGUGAACGUUAAGGACUUUGAUGAACCGGAGGAAGGGGAUCAGGAUUGAAAAAAAUCAAUUUUUCAUAUUGCUUAAGAAAAUGUACAAUAUUUUAUUUUUAAUAAAAAAUUAAAUCUAAUC